Molecule: messenger RNA, 1905 nt
Organism: Monosiga brevicollis MX1
Lineage: Eukaryota; Choanoflagellata; Craspedida; Salpingoecidae
Exons: 5
Coding region: 1-1905 (634 amino acids)
Source: RefSeq, a predicted model, not a curated record
AUGGCCAUGGGCUCUCAAUAUCGGAUCCGGCAUGUGCGCCGCAAUCCACGCGGCAGCGGUACGCCGUGUCCUCAUCUCGUCGAGGAGCGCGCUUGCUCGGCCAUGUGUCACUCGCCGUGCCCAAGCGAUGUGCAAGAUCCAGCCCAAGUGUGCGACCCAACGCUGAAUCCCUGCGCGUUUGCGCAGUGCGGUCAGGAGGGCACUUGCCACAAUCAGGCGCUGUGCCGUUGUCGGCAUGGCUGGUUGGGAGCCCGUUGUCAAUGUAACGCCACCAUGUGCCUUAGCCUCUCGGCUGCCACCUGCCACUCCAAUGGCACUGUCGUGUGCGACAGUUGCCCAGAUGGCCCGCUGUGCGAAAGUGCCGUGCCCACCUGCACAACUGAUGCAAGUUGUGGCCUCGGCACUCUUUGCAAUGGAGUUGCAUGCGUUUGUGAGUAUGGGCGUUCCCAGAGUGGCACUUCAUGCGAUCGACAACUGCCGGCCUUGGACCCAGCCAGCACCUGCCAAAAUGCUACGACUCCAGCCGUCUGCCAACCUUGGCGAUACGACCUGCCUCGGGGAACGCUGGCGGGUCCAGGCGUCGUGGUCGCCUGUGCCGCAUCUAGUUGCUGCUUUUCGCCCUGCCUUGAUGAUGCGGCUCUGCAAAUUCAAGCGAGAGACCUCAUUCCACCUGGCCAGGGUGGUCCAGUUCUCGCAUUCCUGAGCACGGGGGUCCCUGGGCUUGUCUCAAGGCCCAUGUCUAUGCAUGCCGUGGAUCCUCGAAGCAGCGCGCUUUGGCAGCUGCCCAUGACUGCCAGUACCCUCUUUCGUUUACCCAUCGACACACAGCGUGCCACCUUGUGGGCCGUCGAAAUGCCCAACGGCCAGCGCCCGCUGACUGUGCUGGCUGAGGCGACACGGACCGUGCUGCAAGUGCAAACAUGGAACAACAACGCCACAGCCCCGUUGUCCAACAUGCGGGUGUCGGCUGUUUUCGAUGAUCGGUGGCAUCACCUGAGCGUGCGAUUAGAUAAAUUCAAGUUGACGCUGUGCCUGGACAAUCGCGCUGUUGUGACGUUGGACGGGGACUUUCGGGGCAGCCUAGACGCCGACAACAAAAUUGUGUUUACAGCCAGCAAUGUGACCCAAGCCGUCGGUGUUCUUGAUCUGACUAGCUGGCGUUUGCUGCCCGGGCGCAGUAGUGCGGAGGGAGCGUUUGCCCCGCUUGACCUUCUCGUACUCACUGAGCUGCGCGCGGUACAGGAGCGCACCCCAGUGGCCUUGACCGGACACGCGUACUCGACUGGGGCAGGAGCGAUCAAUCUCAGAGCCGGCUUUCGAGUUGACUUUGCGUUUGAACAAGAGGCGACGCAGGACACCGCCGUUCUUAUGGCCAAACACGAUCGCACAGGCGGCAUACUUUGGGCCAUCUUUAUCAGCCAAGCUGAGCAUCGCCUUAUCUUCUACUAUCAUAUCGAGGCAACCUACGCAGCUGGCAGCAACAUGUUGUCACGUGUCUACACACUGCCGUCUCAGAUGCACACUCAGCCGAUCACUCAGCACGCCCAUGACUCUGCCGAAGGAUUCUGGCGCGUUCUGCCACGCUACCUCCGUGCAGAACAACAAACCCACAUGGGUGCGCAUCGUAAUAACGACAGUAACAUUAACGUCAAAAGACCGAAGACGAUCGACACGGCUGCCCAAACCGAUCCAACCGUUCAAGUCGCCCCAACCCUACCCCAACACCACGGGAAACAGGUGCAAGCAAAGCAAGCAGAGGAGUUUGUUUUCGUACUGGCUAAGUCUUCUAUACGAAGCACUUGGACAGUCAUGUCGAUGCCAGGACCCGCUGCUGGCGUUUGGGGUCCCACACACGACAUCAAGAAGACGACAUCGUUGCUCCGUUGCUCCGACAUCCAGCAAUGA